CUGCUCUCCUCAACCUCAACUCCCAGUCUCCUACCAACCACCGAAGAGAAGAUCCCCAAUUGCGCAACCCCCGAACCCGCGAAUUCGGGUGCACGGGUUCCGAGCAGAUUCGUGCCGUCCAAGCUUCGAAUCAACCGAUGGAGGCAGUAGCCGCGGCGCUCAGGUCGCCCGCCGCCGCCGCCGGCCCCUCGCGGCGGCCGGCGUUCCCGGGCGCGAGCUCGCUCCGCUUCGAUCGGAGGCGCAACAUCGCGUUCGGCUCCAUCAAGGGUCUCGGUCGGCAGCAGCUCACCUCUAGGAGGCGAAGCAGUGUGGUCAGGGCGUCCUGGUCCCCCUCGGAGUCGCUACCGCCGUCCUCGUCGAUCGCGCCGCUCCGGAUGGAGUCGGCGGCAGGGCAGUUCCUCUCGCAGAUUCUGCUCACGCACCCGCACCUGCUGCCCGCCGCCGCCGAGCAGCAGCUCGAGCAGCUCCAGACCGACCGAGAGGUCGAGAAGGAGAAGGGCAAGGAGAACGCCGGCAGCGACAAGCCAGCACCGUCAGGUGGCGACCUCGUGCUGUACAGGCGGAUUGCUGAGGUAAAGGAAAAGGAGCGGAGAAGGACCUUGGAGGAGAUACUCUACGCUCUGGUUGUUCAGAAGUUUGUUGAAGCUGGUGUUUCUUUGGUUCCAGCGCUCUCUCACUCCAUUGUUUCUUCUGGAAGAGUUGAUCAAUGGACAGAAACUGUGGAAGAGAGGCUUGAGCGUUUGCACUCGUGUGAGGCCUAUGAAAUGAUCGAGAACCAUCUGGCUCUCAUUCUGGGGCAAAGGCGAGCUGAUGCCACCAUUGCAGCCAUAAGUAAGCUCCGAGUUGGCCAAGUUUAUGCUGCAUCUGUGAUGUACGGUUAUUUCCUCAAGCGAAUUGAUCAGAGGUUUCAGCUCGAGAAGUCGAUGAAGAGCCUCCCUUGGGGAUCAGAAGAGGAGGAUGAUGCCUUGACUCAAGUUAUGACGACCGACUCAAGGCCUUCCGCUCAGACUUCUAGCUCUCACCCAGAGAUGGCCUCAUGGACGUUCCCUAACGUCAACACAGGGGGCCCUAGCCAAGCUGUCAAGCCAUGCCGCCUUAGAUCAUAUGUCAUGUCAUUUGAUUCAGACACAUUACAGAGGUAUGCAACAAUUAGGUCAAAGGAAGCCUUUGGCAUCGUCGAAAAGCACACAGAGGCGCUAUUUGGGAAACCAGAGAUUGUGAUCACACCUGAAGGCACAGUUGAUUCUUCCAAGGAUGAACAUAUUAGGAUAAGUUUCGCAGGGUUGAGAAGGCUGAUCCUGGAGGCCGUUACUUUUGGAUCCUUCCUCUGGGAUGUUGAGAGCUUUGUGGAUUCCAGAUACCACUUUGUGACCAACUAGUUGGGUCCAAAGAUUGUCAUCCCAGAGACUGAAGAUUCAUGCUAUGUGUAUCUGGUCUGAUGUCUAUGGGCUUCAGUAAAGACUGUUUUACAAUGGUGUUACUGUUAUGGCACAACGCGCUGUGUGCAGAACUUUCUAUGAUUUUGCCCAGAUUGUGAAGAUGAAAUAUCAUUAGCCCAAUAUUUAGCUAA
Phragmites australis (common reed) is the source of this 1570-nucleotide messenger RNA. Its product is annotated as UV-B-induced protein At3g17800, chloroplastic-like. The record is from RefSeq and is a predicted model, not a curated record. Lineage: Eukaryota; Viridiplantae; Streptophyta; Magnoliopsida; Poales; Poaceae. Bases 138 to 1379 code for a protein of 413 amino acids. The transcript is spliced from 3 exons.